Penicillium cataractarum is the source of this 984-nucleotide messenger RNA. RefSeq names its product Pectinesterase. Bases 1 to 984 code for a protein of 327 amino acids. The record is from RefSeq and is a predicted model, not a curated record. NCBI's taxonomy places the organism in Eukaryota, Fungi, Ascomycota, Eurotiomycetes, Eurotiales, Aspergillaceae. The transcript has 5 exons. Gene Ontology annotation, molecular function: pectinesterase activity. Gene Ontology annotation, biological process: cell wall modification.
AUGAGAUUCAUCGCUUUGGCGUCGUUUGCAGCCUCCGUGCUCGCAGCUAGCCGUACCACUGCUCCCUCUGGGUCGAUUGUCGUGGCCAAAUCUGGUGGUGACUACUCCACUAUCAGCGAAGCCAUCGCGGCCUUGAGCACCACCACUACCUCCACCCAGACUAUCUUCAUUGAGGAGGGCACCUACAAUGAGCAGGUGUAUAUCCCCAAGCUUGCUGGCGAGCUGAUCAUCUACGGGCAGACCGAGGAUGACACCUCCUAUUCCUCUAACACUGUCACCAUCACCUACGGCUUGAGCUUGGCAUCCGUCAGUGAUGAUGACGAGACUGCGACGCUGCGAAACUACGCCGCCAACUCCCGCGUCUACAACAUCAAUGUGAAGAACACCUACGGUGAAGGCCACCAGGCUCUCGCUCUCAGUGCCUACAACACUGAGCAGGGUUACUAUGGCUGCCAGUUCACCGGUUUCCAGGAUACCGUCCUCGCUGAGACCGGCUACCAGGUCUACGGAAAGUGCUACAUCGAGGGCGCCAUCGAUUUCAUCUUCGGCCAGACCGGCAAUGCUUGGUUUGACAGCUGUGACAUCGGUGUCCUCGCCUACUCCGAGGGAACCAUCACCGCGCAGGGUCGCCCCGCAAGCUCCGACUCUGGAUACUUCGUCAUCAACGAGAGCACUGUCAGUGCCGCCUCUGGCGAGGACGUCACCGAGGGAACUUACUAUCUCGGCCGGCCCUGGACCGAGUAUGCUCAUGUGGUCUUCCAGAAGACCACUCUUAGCGAUGUCAUCAACUCUGCCGGCUGGAUCGAGUGGUCGAGCAGUGAGCCCAACACUGAGGAUGUCCUCUUCGGCGAGUAUGAUAACUCUGGUGAUGGUGCCUCGGGUACCCGGGCUAGCUUUGCGGAGAAGCUCUCUUCUUCUGUCUCUAUUAGCACUAUCCUGGGCAGUGGAUACGCCGACUGGGUUGACACUAGCUACCUCGCUUGA